GACUUGGUUUGCUCUGAGAUAAUUGCGACAAGUACGAGAAGGAGAACAACCUCUGCAAACGUAUUGAUAUUGCUAUUCGUAUCUGCUGCACAUGAAUCGUUAUCGCAACGCCCCCGGGGCUCGAGGCCCGUCCAAGGCAACUCCCAGCACGCUGUGUCAAAAGUGCUUAAAACGAGGACACUAUAGCUAUGAAUGCACGGUGACGGCCCAGGAUCGGCCAUAUACCUCGCGUCCGUCGCGUACACAGCAACUGUUGAACCCCAAACUCAGGCCGCAACUGUCAACGGAAGUCCCCAAUGAUCUUUUGCGCACCAAAGGCGUCGCCGAUGAGAUCUUGGCCAAACGCGAAGAAGAUCGUGGCCGAAAGAGGGACUUGGACGAAUUCGGUCCCCGUGAUGCCCAGGAACAAAGCUCAAAAAGAGCUCGUUCGGUAUCAUCGCAUUCCACAAAUUCCGUGUCUACGAUAUCUACGAGUCGCUCGCGCUCGGAGUCGCCCCCUCGUCGCUCCGGCUACACUGCGCGAAGUGGCCGUGACCGGUCAAGAUCGGUGUCCUCGCAUCCGUCUAGGCCAAGGAAGAGGAGAUACAGCGACUCAUCCGGAUAUACAGGCUCUUCUCCCUCACGGGAAGGGGCACGCUCUCUGUCACGCGACUGGCCUGAUGAUAGGAACACCAGGCGGAGACAUCGAGAGUCCAGCCCUGCCCACCGUGGUCGAGCAGUGAAUGUGUCACACGAACGCAGAGAAAGAAGUCGCAGUCGCAGUGUGGACCCAGGCCGGAUUGUACGAGGCCGACGUUCCAUCACCCCGGCAGAUCUAGAUGAUGACCACAGGAACUCUAAAGGAUAUCCAAGAGAUCAUCUGGGUCGGCAUGAUAGCAGCCGGGGUCGUUUCAGCCAGGCGCAGGACAAACGAGGUGGGCGCGAUCAAGGCCACGUCUCGUCUCAAGCUCCUCCAAGAGAACGGAGUCUCAGUCCUUACAGCAAGCGUCUAGCUCUAACUCAGGCCAUGAAUAUAUCAUAAUGGGGGUUGGCCCCCUUUUGGAAGUAUAGGAAGGAACGGCAAAAGAGAAAGGACGAGAAUCAAGGGGGGAAAGAGAACGGCGGAGAGAACAAACGCGACUCGAUGAUUCUUCUGGGGAUUUGCUUGGGGAAUUCAAGCAAGCUGGAGUAGAACUAUAGACAUGACACCCUGUAUUAUACUAAUUGAAAGGAAAA
Molecule: messenger RNA, 1215 nt
Organism: Aspergillus melleus
Lineage: Eukaryota; Fungi; Ascomycota; Eurotiomycetes; Eurotiales; Aspergillaceae
Product: zinc finger CCHC-type containing 10
Exons: 3
Coding region: 92-1021 (309 amino acids)
Source: RefSeq, a predicted model, not a curated record